Messenger RNA from Penicillium brevicompactum, 633 nucleotides. RefSeq lists its product as uncharacterized. The coding region runs from base 1 to 633 and encodes 210 amino acids. The record is from RefSeq and is a predicted model, not a curated record. The transcript has a single exon. Lineage: Eukaryota; Fungi; Ascomycota; Eurotiomycetes; Eurotiales; Aspergillaceae.
AUGCUGUUUCUACGAGAGAAGUUGGGUAUACAACAUCGUCCUCUGAUUAUCUGGGAACCGGCUCCACUUUCUUGCAAGCCGGAGAACCUACAAGACUUUCUAGCAGUUGCAGCUUUGGUCGACGUGUUCAGUCCCAACCACUUAGAACUGGCUGCCCUGUUUGAAGAUACCCCAGCUACUUCUGAUAGAAGCGAGAUUGAAAGGCUGGCUAUGAAAUUCAUAACCAACGGAGUCGGCCCGGAAGGAAAGGGUACGGUGAUUGUUCGAGUUGGUGAACAUGGCUGUUUUGUUCGAUCGAGCAACCUCGUUUCCAAAUGGCUACCUCCAUUCCAUAUGGCAGGGCCUGGAGAAGAGCAGGCGACCAAAGUGGUUGAUCCGACUGGAGCCGGAAACGCAUUUCUGGGAGGCUACUCUAUAGGGUACCUCCAAACGGGAGGUGAUAUAAUUCAAGCAGCUAACUAUGGGUCUGUCGCAGCAUCAUUUGCAUUGGAGCAAGUAGGAAUGCCGGAGAAGAGGUGUGAAGGAGGUGAAGAAUUGUGGAAUGGGGCCAGUGUUCUUGGAAGAUUGCAUGAAUAUAGGGCUAGGCAAGAAUCCGCCGGCACGCAAGGGGACUUCGGGAGCAGCUCAAAAUAA